Messenger RNA from Pararge aegeria (speckled wood butterfly), 1744 nucleotides. RefSeq lists its product as uncharacterized. Lineage: Eukaryota; Metazoa; Arthropoda; Insecta; Lepidoptera; Nymphalidae. Bases 258 to 986 code for a protein of 242 amino acids. The record is from RefSeq and is a predicted model, not a curated record. The transcript is spliced from 7 exons.
UGUGCUUCAGACUUCAUACAUUUAUCGUUUUUCGCACAUUUUUUGCAGAUUUCGCUCAUAAAAAUACAGUAAAAUUAAACUUUUGUUAGAGAUAGGAAGUAUUAUUUGUGUUACUGGCGUAUUUAUAUUCAUUUCAAACGUUGCUGCCUUAGUUAUGGUCUUAAAAGUGUGUUCCUCAGUGUAACGAAAAACAUAUUUCCAUGGAGUUUCUAUGAAAAUCGUGUAUUUAAAAUUGUUUACGAGGUUUAACGUGUAAAAUGCAAGGCAGUAACGACUCUCUAUCGGUUUUGGCCCCAAAUAUGAGUGGUUCGCCAGCUGUCUUGUUGACUCCUGGCCGUACAAGGAACAUAGCCCAGGAUAUGGAAGCACUACGACUCUCAAGACAAGAUAAUCCAUAUUUACAACAGGUAAUGGCGAGCAGGGAAAGUUUAAUUGAAAGUCAUGCUGAGGAAUGCGAGUCAGAUGAUACAAUAUUAAUGUCACAGGAAUUUGGCAGCACUGCUCUAAGCUUUGUGGAAGAUGAUCCAAUAACACUCAAAGAGGUCCACGAACAUCUGAUUAGGUCUCCUCCACCGACUAGUUGCUGGCCACAUGACUCACUGUCGUAUCGUGCGUCGAGCGCUUUUGACUUCACGACGGACACACCCGUGUCCUAUAGCGCUUUCUCGAUCAAUUCACAGGAAAAGGAAUUACUCCCAGUUCGAUCUCCGAGGAAAGGUACGAGGAAUGAGGAGAACAAAAAUAAUAACACUCCGAGCAGACCUAGGUCUUCGAGAUCCGUAUCGCCGAGAUCGCACGACUUGAGUUUAUGUGGCAGACCUUUGUCUUUACCAGGUGAAAGCCACCUGCGCACAGCGCUUAGUAAAAAGCCAAGCGGACAGCAAACGGAAAGGUUUUCCAUACUACAACACCCGCGACCCUUAAGGCGGCCUCACACUAGCCGCCGCGAUGAGGAUAGCGUGAAACUGGUACAAGACUACAAGUAAGAGCUUUAUUGAGAGCUCUAGACAAUUUUCCAUAAACUCCAUUGUAAUUCCAAGCAUAAUACUUGCCGUGGAACAGAAGUACCAUAAUAAUUGCAAGUAGAAUUUUCGACAUGGAGUACUUGCUAGUAGAUUUCUAGCUGAAGAAACUAAUUAGAAGCUGUCUUAGUUUCCAAUUAGUACGAAACGAUUUUACCAUCUUGCAAGAAGAAUUCGAAUCGUGACACAUGUAGAAUUCUUGUCAUGCCAAGUAGUAUUCUAGUAGAAUUUUUGCCAUCAAAUACUUGCAAGUAGAAUUGUCGACGUAGAAUUCUUGUCAUCAGUCAUUAGCAAAUAGAAUUAUAAUGAUGAAAUACCUGCAAGUUGAAUUAUUGCUGUGGAUUAUAUGUAAGUAUGAUUAUUGUAGUAAAAUAAUUGCAAGUAAAAGUCUUGUAGUAUACUUGCAAGUUCAAUUCUUGCAUUGAAAUACUUGCCAGUAGAACUAUUAUCGAAUUGGUGCAAUCUAUUUUGUUAUUGAUAUGUUUUAUUGUAAUAAUUUUAAUAGUUUUAAUGCAAAUUAUGUUGAAUCGUUAUUUAAAUUAAACCAUUUUAAUGAUUCCUAUAUCUUAAUGCGAUACUUGAAAGUACACAAUAUGCUUUUUGUAAUUUAAAAAGUUCUCUAACGUGCAAUUUAUGAUAAGUAUAUGUCUUAAUCUUUUUGUUAUGUGGACACUUUUAAAAAUGCUACUCUUUCUCGUUGAAGUGAAAUAGUUUUUUUUUUU